AUGUUUAAGAGUCCACACCAGUCGACGAGCAAAUUGCUGCCCCUGCAGCAGCUACAACCACAACACCAUUCGCUGUUACAACUGCAGCACUAUUCGCAGUUACAACCGCAGUUACAAUCGCCGCACCAUUCGCCGCAGCACCAUUCGCUGUUACCUCCACUCAAUACUAGAUCCGGGUCGACUUCACCCAUAAGGCAGUCCUUUAAUUCUUUAAACUACUCCAAUAGCAUACAUAGAAUGGGUAGUCCCACGUCGCCUAGCCAAGCUAGUUACCAGUCAAAUCCCGAACAGCAAAGACAACAGGUUGUUGACAAAAUUACCCACGACUGUUACUCGAAAAUUAUCCAUGUUAAUGGCCAACGAGUACACGAUAUUACAUAUAUUGCUCAUAUCGCAAUUCUUGAGUAUCCACACUCAACAAGUGUUCCUCCAAUGAAAAACUCGGAUUUUGCUUCAGUAAAGAAACGUAUAUUGGUGCUUUGUAAGAGACAUUCCGGUCGCGUGAUGUUGCAGAAGGGCAAGUUUCAAGAUGAGAGAGGUAUUUAUCAAAUUGGACGAGAUUGGGAUUUAUCUGAACUACAAUCGAUUGAGAAGGUCGGUUCAGAUGGAAUGAUCUUGCAGUUGAACAAACAGUACUAUUGGAGAAACGAUGAUGAUGGGAACAGGAUUUGGAAGUUUUGUCGUUAUGUAUGUCAAGAGUAUGGACUUUUCAUUGGUAAAUAUCCAAAUCUAGUAGGCUUUACUUUGGACGAUUUCAUGCUUAGCCGUACACCCAAAUCACCUACACAACCUUCUAUUCUGAAGUUUUCACCAAUUUCACCUCAGAAGAAUUCCACUUUGGCGCCGCCGCGUCAAUCGCAAGACCAGCCACAGCACCAGUACCAACAGCACCAGCAACAACAACAACAACAACAACAACAACAACAACAGCAACAGCAACAGCAACAGCAACAACAGCAACAUGUUUCCUCAAACCCACUAUCAAUCAAGUCCAAUUCGUUAAAAAAGAUGAUGCACAAACCAUCAAUUUUUUCACACGAGAAAUCACAGCUGGAUAAGAACUCAGCAUCAUCGAUAAAAAGCUCGACUUCAGCUACCUCUACACAACCAGCUCCAACUCACAAGAAAAAACGUAGUUUGGAUUUAUACAAGAAUAUGGAUUUUACUGUGAAUGGACAAUUGCCUCAAAAACCAAUGAAGGUUAUGCAAAGAGAUAAUCAGUCAGCAAAUACUUCUUCAUAUACGGUUGACACCACAUCCGCUCUUAGACAACCCAAUCAAAGUUUUCAAAAGGAAAGCUAUAACGUACGUCUGCUUUUGUUACCCGAGAGAACCAAUACACCACAUUCGAAUCGAGAUACACCACUGCCCGAUAAUGGAAUAACUUUAAGAGUACCUCAAGGGGAGAAUACUAUGGAUCUUAAUAGAGCAGCAGAUGUUGUUGUUUCUGGGAAAAAGCAACAUCCAUAUUUUCAAAAGUCUAUUUUUACUGAUGAUACUAAUGCAAGCAUUGUCAGCAAUGACUCGCCGAAAUUCAAUUUUGGAUCAUUUGAUGCUAGAGAUAGUGUGAGACAGUCUCAAGAAAGAUUACAUGAGUAUGCUAAAGGUAACAAUACGCCAUAUAAACACUUCAAACCAACAAAUACAGUAGGAGAACACAGGAAAGUUUCUGAAUCUUUAGAGAGUGCUGCGGGAUACAAUUACAAACUUCAAGAACAAUUAGAGGAUACAAAUAACAAUAACAGAGGUCAUUGGAAGAAAAAUUCUAUGGCUUCUGAAAAAUCAGCUGAGGAAGUUGUUCAAGAAUUUUCAGAAUCUAUACCUUCUCCGAGGAGGCCUCGAAAGAUGGCAGCUUCUGCGAUAUCGCCAGACUUUGGAAUUGAAGAAAUAACCGAUGAAAGUGAUAAUGACCAAAAACCAGGAAGUCAAACGUUGAACAUCAAAAAAAGAUAUUCUGGUCAACAACAACAACAACAACAAAUACACAUGGGCAGUUUUAGUGAGAAACAGAAAGAUGAAGGCAUGAAACAGGGAAUGCAAAUAAAUAUGAAACAACAAGAUCGAAAUAAAUUAUCUAACAGCGCUCCUUUCAAUCAAUCCGUUGCAUAUGACGACAAUAAUAUGUAUCAAAAUAAAGACGUGGGAUUAGGAAUUCAUUCGGGUAGAUCUUUUACUUUCAUUGCAGAGUCGACUAAAUUGCAAGAUCAUAGUAGAGUAGACUCACAUAUGCGGGAGUUGGAAAAUAUGCUCGAUUCCCAUAUUAGCAGUGCUAUUGAAUUAGAUGAUGAUGACGACCACAAUGUUAUUGAUUUAAAUAACAAUGGAGACGGUGAAUUACCAUCUCCAAAAGUAGUAGCAGCAGCAGCAGUAGCAGCAGCAACAGCAACAGGACCAGCUAUUAUGGAUCGAGAAGACUUGAUUCGUUCUAAAGAUGAUUCUCUCGCAUUUGAAGCAGAAGAUGAGGAAGAGGAAGAGGAAGAUGAAGGCAUUACUGAGCCCGGAUUGAAGAUAUCAAAAAAGCCCCAGGAAGUUAGUGAUGAAUAUGCUUUUGCUAAUGAGGAGUUUGAAAGAGAUGCAGAAGCAGAUGAGCUACUAAAGGAUUUGGGAUGGAAUGCAAAAAUGAAUGCUGAAGUUUUAUUAAGAAGUUUGACACAAGAGUUGAACAAAACCAAGUUGGAAACGGUGAAUAAACUAGUCAGUGUGGAUUUAACAACAAGUUCAGCAAGUGAUGUUGAAAUAGCUUCAAGCGAGAUUCAAAAUAUGCUUCGUACGUUUCAAAGAAUGGAUAUUGGCUUGAAAUCUUUAAGGAAAGAUGUCAAUGUAAUUGAUGAGAAAUCUAAAGGAUUACAAUUGAAAUUUGUCAAUAAAAAAAUGCUUUAUAACGAUUUGCAAGGGAUUUUAUCAAAAGUUUCAGUUGACAGUGGGCAUUUGCAAUAUGUUGCUUCGUUUAAGGAGUUUAGCACUUUGGACAAGAUUGGCGAUUUGGAGUCUAAGCUAUUGAGUUUAUACAGCGCCAUUGUUACAAUCAGGGCAGAUGCAUCACAGCUGGGCCAUAAAGACGAAGACUUGAGUUCAUUGAGAGCUCUUCAGCAACACCAGGCACAGUUUGAGAAGGUUAAUCAGAGAUUUGUGAGACAUUUUUGUCAAUUCAUUGCCAAUGAAUGUGAUAGGAUAGGGAAACACUUACUCAAGGAUAUUGAGAAUCUUAAUUUGCUGUUAUUGUUACAUACAAUGGGCAAGUUGCUUACAUACAGUGGUAUCACUUACUACGUUAAGGAAAUCGAUACUAAAGAACUCAAUGAGAUUAACCAACGAUUUAGCCAAAUAUUUGCAAAAGUUUUGGAAAGAGUAGUAGUUACCAAGAUAGACAAUAUUAAAACAGCUCAGAAAGCGCAUAGCCGAACAACAUCAACAUCAUCUCCGAAAGUAGAUCAGGUUGACCGCUAUUCAAGUUCGAGCACAGGGCGUUCUUCAAGGUCCUCAAUAUCACCAACCUUAUCCAAUGUUUUCGAUUUUGAUGACGACGAUGACGACGACGAUGAUAUUAUGCCAUUGAGAAAAUCUAGAUCAACGAGAUUUGCAAGAAAAGGAAGUUCUAGAUUUGGUGAUAUUCUGUACGAUAGCGAUGCAAAGAGAAAAGAGCGUCUUGAAGCACUCAAAAAGCAAGCUAUGGCUGCUGCUGCUAGUAAUAGUAAUAGUGCUAACAGCUCAAAUGAUUUAGAAGACUCAAAAGCGGUUAUUACGUUAAUUGAUGAGUCUAAAACGCUCAUUAUGUUUUUCCAGUUUUUCAUCAUUGUUUUUUUCCAUUAUGACGUAGCUGUUUUUGAUUUUGCAGAGUUUCUUCGAAACAAUCCAUUUCCUACAAGGAGAAAGUUUGCUGAUUUGUCGAGAUCCAAUUUUUUUGAUACAAUAAACAGCGAUCAAGCUAAUUUCAAUAUUUCCAAUGAUGUUAUUAACAAUCUCAAUGCGGUAUUGGGAGGUUUCAUUAAUAGUUUUAUCAAGAAUGUUAAUCCUGCAGAUUUGAACAAGCCCGUUAUAUUAUGGCAGUUAGAGCAGAUGAUUAAUUCAACACAGGAGACGUUUAUGAAUCAAGAAUUUUUAAUUUACAAUUUUUUGAAAAAGGCUAGUGAUCAGUUUCUGAUGCAAUGGAAAAAAUUUGUACAAAAUCAUAUUGUUGCAGUUGACAAUUUGAUAAUCGGGUCUGAAGUUUAUGUUUAUCCAGCUGUUAAAAACAUUGGGUUUUUGUUAUUGAUAACUGAGAGCUCUUUUGAUAACAAGGAUAUUAGAGGAAGUCUGACUAGAGAAAUGAUUGACCAAGCGUAUGACAAGAUAUCUACCAGUCUAGUUCAUUUAUUUUCUCGUGAGGAUCCAUUAAUCAAGGGUCGCGAAAUAAAUGGGAAGGAAAAAGAGCUUCGGUUAAUUUCUAUGUUGGAGAAUAUUUUCUAUAUCUUACAACAAGCAAGUGAAUUGAAUACUCCAAACAAUGCGGCAACCAAGAAGUUAACUGAUAAAAUGACUCAAGUCUUCAAAAAGAAUGAAAAGAUUUGUUUUGAUAGCCUAAUAAAUGUCAAUUUCGGGCCAUUGAUUGAGUUUAUUGAAAGUCAUAAAGACCACCACCAUGGAAGUAGAAGCCACAAGAAUAAGAAAAACGCCAAAGAAAUACUUUCUAGAUACAGAGAGCGUGAUAUUCAAGAACAGAUUGGGCAUAUCUAUGCUGUUUUGGAACAACGAAUUCACAAGUCAAAGCACUUGAGUCAUGGUAGUGGUAGUGGUAGUGGUACCACUGAUUAUGUUUUUACUAAGGAUUUAAUUGAUCGAUUAUGGACUGAUAUGGAGACUGUGUUUAUUGAGUAUUUCACGAGAUUAGGAAAAAUACUAAGACAGGAAUAUGAUAGAGAUAUGGAAUACAAUGUGGGAAGACAAGAUAUCCACCAUAUUUUCAAGUCUGUUAGAGAUAACUAA
Lodderomyces oxycetoniae is the source of this 4962-nucleotide messenger RNA. RefSeq names its product GTP-Rho binding exocyst subunit (gene SEC3). Gene Ontology annotation, cellular component: plasma membrane; exocyst. Bases 1 to 4962 code for a protein of 1653 amino acids. The transcript has a single exon. Gene Ontology annotation, biological process: Golgi to plasma membrane transport; exocytosis. Gene Ontology annotation, molecular function: phosphatidylinositol-4,5-bisphosphate binding. Lineage: Eukaryota; Fungi; Ascomycota; Pichiomycetes; Serinales; Debaryomycetaceae. The record is from RefSeq and is a predicted model, not a curated record.